AGAGCCGCUCGGUCAUGUGAUCAGCUGUGUCCAAUCACAGCUGACUGACAGUUCAAGAGGAGAGCCGGUAAUCGGCAUCCCUCAGAGGGGACACCUACACUGAUCAUCAGAACACUGAUGAACAGUGUGCCCUGAUGAUCUGUGUAGCCCCAGCAGUGCCAGCUGUCAGUGUCCAUCAGUGCCAGCUGUCAGUGCUCAUCCAUGCCACCUACCAGUGCCCAUCAGUGCCACAUUUCAGUGCCUACCAGUGCACAUCAAUGCCACAUAUCCGU
Molecule: messenger RNA, 272 nt
Organism: Staurois parvus
Lineage: Eukaryota; Metazoa; Chordata; Amphibia; Anura; Ranidae
Source: the annotation of a GenBank genome assembly